This is a messenger RNA of Melanaphis sacchari, 1624 nucleotides long. Its product is annotated as lysocardiolipin acyltransferase 1-like. Lineage: Eukaryota; Metazoa; Arthropoda; Insecta; Hemiptera; Aphididae. The transcript has 7 exons. Gene Ontology annotation, cellular component: spindle microtubule; mitotic spindle pole; cytoplasm. Gene Ontology annotation, molecular function: acyltransferase activity; microtubule binding. Bases 338 to 1429 code for a protein of 363 amino acids. The record is from RefSeq and is a predicted model, not a curated record.
UUAUAAUACACUAUACAGAUAUUACAUAAUAAGUAAAAAUAUUUAAACCAGAUUAGGGUCCUCUUAUCAACCUGAGUUACCAACUUCGUUUGUAGCUUAUCGUAUUUGACCGUCGCGAACUUCGGAUACACAGCUCUGUAUUUUUUUUUUUUCUUUAGGUUUUUUUUUUGUAUUCCUCUCAAUAUCUGACUAAUUAUUUUCAUAAAUUGCACCUAUUGAAUAACUUUUAAAAUAUCUCUAGAGCUUAGAUAAUAUUUUCCCAGUACGACAGUUCAGGACACAACAUAUGACCUUUGUACACAUUAAUAAACGGACGUAAGGUUAAAAACAAUUUAAAAUGGAAUGGCGAGGAAUUGCAUACAUUACAUUGUGGUACCUGAGCAUUACAAGUGGAUUUCUGGCUCUAUGUUGUCCAUUAGUACCCUUGAUGUUUGUUUGUCCACAUACUUUCCGUUAUAUUAUAGGCAUCAUAUUCUCUGUGUGGGAGAUGUAUCCCACCAUAUUGAUGCGUCUAUUGUUCAACACUCGUUUUAUAAUAACUGGAGAUCACAUUAAUCCAUUUGAUGGUGCAUUGUUAAUUAUGAAUCACCGUAAUCGGUUGGAUUGGAAUUUUUUGUGGGGUGGUAUGUAUUACAGUUCCAAGCCACCCGCACAUAAGCUAAAAAUGGUACUCAAGUCGGCUAUCCGACAUGUACCUUUUGCUGGUUGGGUGAUGCAGUUAUCGGGAUUUUUGUACAUACAGCGUCGUUGGGAUCAUGACCAGUCUUCAAUGGAAAAACAGUUAAAAUACUUCAGUGAUGUAAAUGAUAUUCAUCAGAUUCUAUUGUUCCCCGAAGGAACAGAUCUAUCACCAAGCAAUAUUAUACGUAGCAAUAAAUAUGCUGCAAAAAACAAUCUUCCUAGUUAUAAAUAUGUACUUCAUCCAAAAACUACAGGAUUUGUCUUCCUUGCUAACACAAUGCGAAAAAAUAAUCAAAUUAAAGCAGUGUAUGAUUUGACAAUUGGUUAUCCAGAUUUAAUACCACAAAGUGAAAUGGAUGCUUUACGAGGAGUAUUUCCAAAAAGUGUGCAUUUUCAUAUAAAACGAUAUGAUGAGGCAGAUUUACCAUACACCUCAGACGGCUUAAAAACAUGGUUAAAUGAUAUUUGGAGGUUGAAAGAAAAAAGAUUAGCUGAUUUUACUGCUACUUCAUCGUUUUCAUCUAAUCCUCAAGCUACACUCAAUAAUAAUCAACCCAUUGAUAAUGCUCUCUAUUUAGCUCUAAUAUUUUGGACACUAGUUCAGAGUAUUGUUAUUUAUGGUAUAAUAACAUCAUCACUCUUCCAAUAUUGGUGUUUGUUGUGCUGUAUUGUAUUUUUAGGGUUCUCAUACACUGAAGAUGGUUUCCAAAUGUUUGAAGUCAAAUUAUUUAAUUUUAUAAGAAGUUGAGAAAAAAACAUAAAUAACAUGUGUUCAUUAUUUUAUUACAUAGAUAUACUGUAGGCAUACCUACUUUUAAUUAUGAAUUACGUAUUAUUUCAUAGUUACCUAUAAUUUAGACAUCUGUUAUAGUUAAGUCUAUUUUACUAUUUACAUUUUGUAUACAAUAAUUAUAAAACUUGUAAAUUUAUUAUUUGAAGGUUU